This is a messenger RNA of Galleria mellonella (greater wax moth), 2380 nucleotides long. RefSeq names its product sedoheptulokinase-like. NCBI's taxonomy places the organism in Eukaryota, Metazoa, Arthropoda, Insecta, Lepidoptera, Pyralidae. The transcript is spliced from 2 exons. Gene Ontology annotation, cellular component: cytosol. The record is from RefSeq and is a predicted model, not a curated record. Gene Ontology annotation, molecular function: sedoheptulokinase activity. The coding region runs from base 179 to 1555 and encodes 458 amino acids. Gene Ontology annotation, biological process: carbohydrate metabolic process.
GCGCGGCGGCGGUGUAGCCGGAGCGGCAGACUACUUACUAUAAGUCGCGGCAUCUACUGCCCCGACCACAAACUCACAGAGCGUAAUCUCCACAAAAUAUUGCAUUCACCUACAGUAAAAACGCGUCUAUAUAUAUGUGAUAACAAAAAAAAUUGUAAACUUCUUAGAACAGUGCAUUAUGGCGGAGAAACAAUUUAUCUUAGGAAUGGACAUUGGCACUACUUCAGUUAAAGUAUGUGUAUACGAUCCUGGUACAAAAGAGUUGGUGGCCAAACAGACUAAGGACACAGCAGCUAAUAUACCAAGUGAUCAGGGAAUUGAAGGAAAUAAGCAGGACGUUCCAAAAAUAGUAUCAGCUGUUCAUUACUGUGUUUCACGUCUUCCAAGGGAUGUUUUACGGCAUGUUACGAAAAUUGGAGUAUGUGGACAAAUGCAUGGAGUUGUAUUGUGGAAAAAUGGAGCUUGGGAAAAAGUUGAAAAAGAUGGUAAUGUAAUUCGUUUUGAAGCUAUCAGGGAAAAUAUGUCUGCUUUAUAUACCUGGCAAGAUUCUAGAUGCAAGCCUGAAUUUUUGGACACAUUGCCAAAACCCGACUCACAUUUAAAAUGUUAUACAGGAUAUGGAUGUGCUACUCUUUUAUGGAUGCUUAAACAUAAACCAGAUAAACUUAAAAAUUUUAAAUAUUCAGCCACAGUACAGGAUUUUGUGGUAGCAAUGCUCUGUGAUUUGGACAUUCCUAUUAUGUCAGAUCAGAAUGCUGCAAGCUGGGGCUAUUUCAAUACAGAAAAUAAUAAAUGGAAUACUGAUAUCCUACAAUCAAUAGAUUUUCCAGUAAACCUAUUGCCUAAGAUAAUAAAAAGUGGAGAAUUUGCUGGGAAGUUGAACAGCUCUUGGAAUGGUAUACCUGAAGGAAUACCUGUAAGUGUAGCUAUGGGUGAUCUGCAGUGUUCAAUCCUUUCUACCUUAGAAAAUGAACAUGAUGCUGUAUUGAACAUAUCAACAUCUGCUCAACUUGCCAUAGUUGCUGAUAAAAUUUCCGACUUGGGUUGCAGCACUAUAGAACACUUACCAUAUUUUAAGAAUAAAUAUUUAGUUGUGGCUGCAUCACUAAAUGGAGGCAAUGUUUUAGCUACAUUUGUGAAAAUGCUACAGCAAUGGAUGCUUGAAUUUGGAUUUCCCAUACCACAAUCAAAGGUGUGGGAAAAGCUAAUUGCUCUUGGUUUAGAAGCACCAGAAUCAGCUAUGCAAAUAAAUCCUCAACUUUUAGGUGAGAGGUAUGCACCUCUGGCUAAAGCAUGUGUUGAAAAUAUAGAUCUGUCUAAUAUCAAUUUGGGGCAAGUAUUCAAAUCUCUUUGUAACAGUUUAGUCGCAAAUUUGCAUUUUAUGAUGCCUAAAGAAAUAUUGCAAAAAGCAAACAUAAAAAGAAUAGUUGGAAAUGGAUCUGGGCUAUCCAGAAAUGCAGUAUUACAGAGAGCUGUCGAACAUCAUUACAGUUUGCCACUGGUGUUCACAUCAGGAGGUGAUGCUGCAAAGGGUGCUGCUAUAGCAGUUGCAUAAAAUUUAUUUAUUAAAGUUAAUCUAAUUAAACCUUGAAUCUACUAUCAUUUCAUUGUUUAAAAAUAAUUUUAAGGUAAUAAAAUUUUGCUAAGGCUUAAUAUUUUUUUUAAUCUUAAUUACACAAUUUGACUUUAUGUACGCCUUGAUAAUAAUAUAUUUUUUCUUCAGUACAUAUUAUUCAGUAAUAUAAUUAAUAUAUAUAUAUAAAUUGAACUUAAUCCCAAAAAACUAUUUAUUUUUAUUUAUCUCCAAGAUCAUAUUGAAUUAUCAAAAGUAUUAGAACUUUUAUUUAAUACUAAAUAGAUCUGUAAUAAUGUAAUCCAUUGCUAAAAACCUAAGUGUAUAUACCACCUAAUUUAAAAAAUGAGAUAGUGUGAACUAGAUAUUAUUGAACUAUUUUUCUAUAUAAUUUAUGCUUUUGAAUAUUUGAUAUCAUUAUAAAGCUUUCCUUUUUUUAGUAAAUUAUAAUACAAUAUUAGAUUAAAAUAACUACAUCAUUUGAAGUAAUAUUGAUGUCUUCUGACUUUUUAUAUUAUCAAUUUUGUGCAAUCAAUAGUUUUGCCUAUUAUCAUCAUCAUAUCAUAUCAGCCAUUAACUAUGCACUGCUAAACAUGGGCUUCUCUUAUGAGGGGAAUUUACCAGUACUUACCAUGCUUGGCAGGCAAAUAAAAUGUCACAAAAAGCUAUGGUAACAUUUUAAAAGAGACGCUGCUCGCCCAUCCCUCUGCCAUUAAGAUUUUACUUUAACUUUUUAAGACUUUUUAUAUUUAUUUAGACUAAAUUAUCAAAAUGUCAAUUAUGUGCAAUAAAUAAUUUGAACUGUGA